This is a messenger RNA of Marmota monax (woodchuck), 1096 nucleotides long. It is a transcript of the gene Tnnc2, whose product is annotated as troponin C2, fast skeletal type. The transcript is spliced from 6 exons. The coding region runs from base 481 to 963 and encodes 160 amino acids. Gene Ontology annotation, cellular component: myosin II complex. Lineage: Eukaryota; Metazoa; Chordata; Mammalia; Rodentia; Sciuridae. Gene Ontology annotation, molecular function: calcium ion binding. The record is from RefSeq and is a predicted model, not a curated record.
GCUCAUAGGGUCAUCACCCAAGGUCAGGCAGCUCGCAGAGGCAGGCCUGGGUCUCGAAUCUUGAACUUCAAGCUGUGUGCUCUUCCCAUCCCACCGUGCUGCCUCCUUGUCACUGUUCCGCCAUCUUACCCAUCUCCAAGCCAGUGUGCUUCUGGAGGAGGGGCCCUCUAAGGUAGUGGAGCAGGGCGCGCCCUCCUCAGAAGAAUCUAGGACUACGUCAAGGCCUGCCACCUGCUCAGAGGCUUAAAUUUCUCUGCAAGGGACCUUGGCUAAAUUAGGUAAUGGGCUAGGACUCUGGAAGGGGUGGGGCUUGGUGACCCCAGGAUCUGAUUGGGCAAGAUAUCCAGUCCUGGGGAGCAGGGAGGUGGGAGGAGAGGGUGCCCCUACAAAUCCUGGGGGCUGGAGUGGGCCAAAGCGUCUUUGGGUGGUGGAGUGGAGAGGAGGUGACCCACAGCAGAGGAGUCCCAGUGACCAGCAAUCAUGACGGACCAGCAGGCGGAGGCCCGGUCCUACCUCAGCGAGGAGAUGAUCGCUGAGUUCAAGGCUGCCUUUGACAUGUUUGAUGCUGAUGGUGGCGGGGACAUCAGCGUCAAAGAGUUGGGCACCGUCAUGAGGAUGCUGGGCCAGACACCCACCAAAGAGGAGCUGGACGCCAUCAUCGAGGAGGUGGACGAGGACGGCAGCGGCACCAUCGACUUCGAGGAGUUCUUGGUCAUGAUGGUGCGCCAGAUGAAGGAGGACGCCAAGGGCAAGAGCGAGGAGGAGCUGGCCGAGUGUUUCCGCAUCUUCGACAGGAACGCGGACGGCUACAUCGACGCCGAGGAGCUGGCCGAGAUCUUCCGGGCCUCUGGGGAGCACGUGACGGACGAGGAGAUCGAAUCCUUGAUGAAAGACGGGGACAAGAACAACGACGGCCGCAUUGACUUCGACGAGUUCCUGAAGAUGAUGGAGGGUGUGCAGUAAGGAGCCGGCCGUCUGCCCCGAGACCGCGCGUCCCUCGGGCGCGGGCAGCGCCAGCCCACCGGUCGUCCCUGCCCCACCGGGAGGCGCGGCCCUUCUGACUGCGUCGGGAGGGAAUAAAAGCACAAGUUGCAAA